Molecule: messenger RNA, 522 nt
Organism: Pistacia vera
Lineage: Eukaryota; Viridiplantae; Streptophyta; Magnoliopsida; Sapindales; Anacardiaceae
Product: jasmonate O-methyltransferase-like
Exons: 2
Coding region: 1-522 (173 amino acids)
Biological process (GO): methylation
Molecular function (GO): S-adenosylmethionine-dependent methyltransferase activity
Source: RefSeq, a predicted model, not a curated record
AUGCAGUACCAAAAUGACUUUUCUCUCUUUCUUAAAUUACGUGGAGAAGAAAUACUUUCUGGAGGCCGAAUGGUUUUGUCGUUCAUGGGAAGGAGAACUUCUGAUCCCACCACAGAAGAGAGCUGCUACCACUGGGAGCUCUUAGCACAUGCACUAAUGAGCAUGGUUUCAGAGGAAAAAGUUGAUUCGUUCAACGCUCCUUACUAUGCUCCAUGCCCCGAAGAACUUAAAUUGGAAGUAGAAAAGGUAGGGUCAUUCAUUAUUGAUCGCCUUGAAGCGUUUGAAAUUGAUUGGGAUGGAGGUGUUGAUGAAGACGUAAAUAACACAUUGGGAGCACUGUCAAGAGGUCAGCGAGUAGCAAAGACUAUAAGAGCCGUAGUGGAAUCAAUGGUGGCGCAUCAUUUCGGAAAUCACAUAUUGGACGAGUUAUUUCGAAGGUAUGCUCAGACGGUGGGCGAUUACUUGUCGAAGACUCAAGCCAAGUACAUUAAUUUAGUCAUUUCCGUUAUCAUAAAGGAUUGA